AUGCGUCGGGCGCGCAAGCGCAACUCCAUUUUCUUCGCAGUGGCGGAGCUAGAGGCUGAAGCAGCAUCAAGCACGCCGACGAAGGCGCGCAUGGCUGGAUACGAAGUGUAUGAUAUUGACGGAAAGGUGCUGCCUGAUCUUGUCCCGCGUUUGAGUUGCGCGACGAAAGGUGAAAUGGCUUCGAAUAGGGAUUCGUUUACGGCUUCGUAUUUUGGGGUAGCAUUGUGCGCCCCAGUGGCGAAAGGAGAUGCAGAUUCAGCCGUCGAUGAGUGCAUUGGUGACGAAGGGAAGAAAAUGAACUGCUACGAAGAGCUCCGGUUUGAACGGCCAGAAGACAGGGGAUUCUAUCAGCGUCGAAUGUAUGGAACAACGUUUGUGCCGCAGCACCUUCGUGGAUUGACAACGCUCAUCCUUCGCCGUGUACGCUUCGAGCGGAAGUCGACGGGCAUCCGAUUUAACCAGGACCGAGACCGCGAGGAGUUCGCAGCGUCAUUGAGCAAGCGCUACACGUUCAACUCGUCCGUUCCUCGCUGUGCUAUUCCGCGUGACAACUGGCUGAAGUUGAUGAAAGGCCAGCCGAGCACUGCUUACUUGCACUAUCGCAACCGCGAAGAUGCUGAACGCGCUUCGCACGUGUUUCGAGACGAUCUUGGAAAUCCCCUGGAGAUGAAGCUCGAGUAUAAAGCGGGUGUUGUGAUCAGUCGAAGCUCGUCUCCAGCUAAUAAUCGUGGACAUAAUGAAACGCCACGGCGCUCAUACUCAAGCGAGCGGGAGAGCAGUAGCGCUCGUAAUACUCCUCGAUGGCAACAAGAGCGUCAGUCAAGU
Messenger RNA from Phytophthora sojae, 825 nucleotides. RefSeq lists its product as hypothetical. The transcript has a single exon. The record is from RefSeq and is a predicted model, not a curated record. The annotation marks the transcript as partial. NCBI's taxonomy places the organism in Eukaryota, Oomycota, Peronosporomycetes, Peronosporales, Peronosporaceae.